Tarenaya hassleriana is the source of this 1818-nucleotide messenger RNA. RefSeq names its product proline dehydrogenase 2, mitochondrial-like. Gene Ontology annotation, cellular component: mitochondrion. Bases 89 to 1588 code for a protein of 499 amino acids. NCBI's taxonomy places the organism in Eukaryota, Viridiplantae, Streptophyta, Magnoliopsida, Brassicales, Cleomaceae. The transcript has 6 exons. The record is from RefSeq and is a predicted model, not a curated record. Gene Ontology annotation, molecular function: proline dehydrogenase activity; FAD binding.
UAUAUAUAUAUGAGAACCUCUGGUGGCACUAAUUUACGCAAAACAGAAAAAACACAACACAAAAACUAGAACGAAAGCUCAGACUUUUAUGGCAACCCAUCUCCUCCGAUCACCGAGUCUUCUCCGCCAUCUCCGCCCGUCCAUCUCCGCGACCCCUUUCGCCGGAGUUCCCUCGUUCGCUGCCUCUACCGCCGUCGUCCCCGAAAUCCUCACCUUCGGACAACCUAACCCCGACGAGCCCGAGCCCCUUCAGCCCAAACACAUCCCCGACCUCGAUCUCUCCGACGAGGCCCGCCUCUUCGCCGGCGUUCACACGGCGGAGCUCCUCCGUUCCACCGCCGUCCUCCACGCGGCGGCGAUCGGGCCGAUGGUCGAUCUGGGCUCGUGGGUCAUGGGCUCCAAGCUCAUGGACGUGGCGGCGACUCGGGAACUCUUUCUCGGCGUCGUGAGGAGGACGUUCUACGACCAUUUCUGCGCCGGAGAGGACGCGGCGGCGGCUGGGCGGCGCGUGAGGCGCAUGUACGAGGCAACAGGGCUGAAGGGUAUGCUCGUCUACGGCGUGGAACACUCCGACGACGGUGGAGCGUGCGACGACAACAUGCAGAGGUUCCUCGAUACCGUCGAAGCCGCGAGAGGAGUUCCUUCUAAUUACGUUAGCUCCGUGGUUGUGAAGAUAACUGCGAUUUGUCCGAUCAGAGUGUUGAAACGAGUGAGUGACUUGCUUCGUUGGCAAUACAAAAACCCUAAUUUCGAUCUCCCAUGGAAGCUCAAUUCAUUCCCGGUUUUCUCCGGUUCAAGUCCUCUGUACCACACGAACUCUGAACCCGAACCGUUAACCCUAGAAGAAGAACGAGAACUCGAAAACGCCCACGAAAGACUACGGACCAUAUGCCGCGAGUGUCAAGAAACCAACGUGCCGUUGCUGAUCGAUGCCGAGGACACAAUCCUGCAACCGGCGAUAGAUUACAUGGCGUAUUGGUCGACGAUCUUGUUCAAUUCCGACAAGUCUCGGCCGGUUGUGUACAAUACGGUUCAGGCGUAUCUGAAAGACUCGGGGGAGAGAUUGCAAUUGGCGCUGCGAGAAGCCGAGAAAAUGGGAGUUCCAGUAGGGUUUAAGCUCGUGAGAGGGGCUUACAUGUCUAGCGAACGACGUCUAGCCAGUUCCUUGGGUUGCAAAUCACCGGUCCACGACAGUAUCGAGGAGACUCACACGUGCUACAACACGUGCAUGUCCUUCUUGCUAGAGAAGGCCGCCAGUGGUUCGGCCGUCGGGGUCGUUCUCGCCACUCAUAACACCGAUUCAGGAAAACUUGCGGCCAAGAAGGCGAAGGACCUUGGGAUCGAUAUAGGAGACAGGAAGAUCGAGUUUGCGCAGUUGUACGGAAUGUCCGACGCAUUGUCUCUCGGGCUUAAGAAGUCGGGUUUCAACGUCAGCAAAUACAUGCCCUUCGGACCGGUCGAGACCGCCAUUCCGUACUUGCUCAGACGUGCAGAAGAGAACCGGGGAAUGCUCGCCACUACUGCCCUUGACCGCCAACUUAUGAGGAAGGAGCUGCAGAGGAGAUUGAAGGCUGCAGCAAUUGCGUGAGGGUUUCUCUGCGGUCACAGGGAGAUCCAAAAUUGCAAUUUGGAGAAAUGUAGAUUUAAGAAAUCAGAUAUAUCAUGUUUUUAAAAUUUUCGAUUUUGGGGAAUAUAUUUCCAAUGGCAUUGGGAAAUCAAAAUGUAUAAAUAUAGAAAUAUAACCAAUGUAUGUGUGUGUUACCUAUUAUCAGACCAGACCUGGGUUCACGGUUUCACCGGAACCAGUGUUCCUAUGAA